UGAUAGAAAGAUGUAAAAUAAAUUAUUUAUGGCAUUAAAAAAGAAAGAAUUCAAGAAGAUAGGAAGAAAACGGACGAUUUCGUUUUGUGGAAUAUUCUAUGGAGAGGUUAAUGAAUCACCAACGCUUAUAGUGACGUUAAAACAUGUUUGAUUAGUUAUCUACAUUAUUCUUUUAAAUUGUUUCUUUAUUUCAUUGUGUACUACGUAUAAUCAUUUGGCCACCACGACUACGAUCACAAUAAAAUGGCGACUGACCAAAUGAAACACCGCAUGCAUGUUUUCAAGAAUACUGGCAAAGAUGUUGAUGAAAUGCGCAGGCGGAGGAACGAAGUGACAGUCGAAUUAAGGAAGAAUAAAAGGGAAGAAACGCUACAAAAACGAAGAAAUGUUCCCGUUAGCUACUCAACAGACGAGGAUGACAUCGAUAGGACACUUGCGUCUACCGACUUACAGGAAUUGAUUAUGAAAGCAGCUAACGUUGAAAACCCCGCAGCGCAGUUGGCAGCCGUUCAGCAAUGUAGAAAACUAUUGUCCUCCGAUAAGAAUCCACCGAUAGACGACUUGAUUAGAACUGGAAUACUACCUAUACUCGUUCAGUGCCUUUCGAGGACGGAUAAUCCGACCCUACAAUUUGAAGCUGCAUGGGCCCUUACAAACAUCGCAUCCGGUACGUCUGCACAGACCAACAAAGUUGUUCACGCGGGUGCGGUGCCUCUCUUCUUGCAAUUGCUCAUGUCCCCUCAUGAGAAUGUGUGUGAACAGGCUGUAUGGGCUCUUGGUAACAUUAUCGGUGAUGGCCCAGUACUGCGAGACUUGGUUGUCGAAUUAGGAGUGGUCAAACCCCUUCUUAGCUUCAUUAAGCCAGACAUCCCCAUUUCCUUCCUUCGCAAUGUGACAUGGGUUAUUGUAAACCUGUGUAGAAGUAAGGAUCCACCACCACCUGUCAAGACUAUUCAGGAAAUUUUGCCAGCCCUGAACAUGCUCAUUACACACACGGACACCAAUAUCUUAGUAGACACAGUAUGGGCAAUUAGUUAUUUAACAGAUGGAGGUAAUGAACAAAUCCAAAUGGUUAUUGAUUCUGGUAUAGUUCCAAAGUUGAUACCACUGCUAUCACACAAGGAGGUCAAAACGCAGACAGCCGCUCUCAGAGCUGUAGGCAACAUUGUAACAGGAACAGAUGAACAGACCCAAGUUGUGCUCAAUUGUGAUGCUCUAUCUCACUUCCCGGCCUUAUUGUCACAUCCAAAAGAGAAGAUCUGCAAAGAAGCAGUCUGGUUCCUGUCCAACAUCACGGCGGGAAAUAAGCAACAAGUGCAGGCCGUCAUCGACGCGGGUCUGCUGCCCAAGAUCGUGGAGAACCUCAGCAAGGGCGAGUUCCAGACGCAGAAGGAGGCAGCGUGGGCAGUUUCCAAUCUCAGCAUCAGCGGCUCCAAGGAGCAGGUCGCAGCGCUCAUACAGUGCGGAGUCAUCCCCCCCUUCUGCAACCUGCUCUCCUGCAAGGACACACAGGUCAUCAAUGUGGUGCUGGACGGACUCAGUAACAUGCUGAAGAUGGCGGGCGACAGCGCGGAGCAAGUCGCGACCAUGAUCGAGGAGUGCGGCGGCAUCGACAAGAUAGAGGAGCUGCAGGGCCACGAGAAGAUCGAGAUCUACAAGAUGGCCUACGACAUCAUCGAGCAGUACUUCGCGGCAGAGGAGGAGGAUGCGACGUUGGUUCCGGCCGCCGUCGACCAGGCCUUCGCCUUCGAGCCGGCGAACCACGACGCCUUCCGCUUCUGAACGCGCCGUCGCGCCGACACCACCGCGUCGCCGCCGUCACCGCCGCCACCGCCGUCACCGUCACCACCGUCACCGCCGCCGUCGUGUGUGGGCGCUACGACUGGAUUCACUACUCACUAAUGAAUUAAACAAUUGUGCAUGCGAAUCUAUUUGUCGACGGUUAAUCGAUGUGCUUCCGAUGAAAUGUGUUAUGAAAUGCAAAACUUUCCUACUAUAAUAAUUAAUGAAUUGCCCGCGAGCCGAAACAGGUACUCGAUUGACUCGUCAUAAUAGAAUCGUGUCCGUCAACGUAAAAACGAUGGGGAUCGGUCGGUGGCCCGAUUUGUAAAAAUUACACAGUCCAGAGUAACAUUUAUAGCGGCCGUGCGCGUGAACUAUUGUUAAAAUGUUUAAACGGUAGGCGUCCCAAGCGCCGUCUAUCUUCAUGUUGGUAUUCAAUUAAUAGGGAUAUUUUAUUGAGCUCGCUACAGAAUAUAUUCGGGUCGCGCUCUUGUAUCAUAGUAGGUUCCGGUGAGUUCACGAACGAGUCUAGUUUACAUGUAAUCGAUUGUUAUUCGUUUUCUAAAAUCGUCAGAUAUCGAUAAUCGAGCGUUAUCCGGCGAGAGGUUCAAGGGGCGAGGCGCGAGUGAUACGACUCUAUUGUGAUGUUUGAAAAUGUUUCAUUUUGUUUUUCGUUUUCGUAUAUUAUAGAGAGGACGAGAAGUGGAUAGCUUUAAAGUUAAGUGCCGCGACGUACGCGAGCGUGUACUCCGCUUACCGAAGAUAUGCUUUUGAUAUAACAUAGUAUUUAUGUUUCGAUUUUUAACCCGGAAAGCGACCGUCGUCCGCGGAAGGCCGGCGUGUCGCCUUUUAUAGUUGUGAAAUUAUGUUCUGACAUUGAACCCAUUUGUAACUAUAUAUCAAUAAAUUCUGUCCAAUAUUA
Molecule: messenger RNA, 2704 nt
Organism: Vanessa tameamea
Lineage: Eukaryota; Metazoa; Arthropoda; Insecta; Lepidoptera; Nymphalidae
Gene: Kap-alpha3
Product: importin subunit alpha-4
Exons: 7
Coding region: 244-1782 (512 amino acids)
Biological process (GO): NLS-bearing protein import into nucleus
Cellular component (GO): cytoplasm; nucleus
Molecular function (GO): nuclear import signal receptor activity; protein binding
Source: RefSeq, a predicted model, not a curated record